Paramecium sonneborni is the source of this 603-nucleotide messenger RNA. NCBI's taxonomy places the organism in Eukaryota, Ciliophora, Oligohymenophorea, Peniculida, Parameciidae. The record is from the annotation of a GenBank genome assembly.
AUGAAUUGUACAGAUCUUGAGAUUGAUAAAAAGUCUAAUGCUCAUUUAAAAAUGUAAGUUGAUAUAAGAGACAACAAAUCAAAAAUAUAAAAUUUUGAAUCACCUCGAGCUUCUUUCAGCAAGAAAGAAAAAAGAAAUCGAAAGUUUUUCCUUAAACGCUCAGUUUUUUUUGUUUCAAUUUGUAAAUAAACUGGAAACGUAGAAUCGAAUUUAGGCUCUGACUUUUUGCAUAUUGAAAUAAUGCAAGGAGGACACCUACCAUUGAAUCAAUAUAGUAUAAAAGAUAUAAGAUCAGAAACUUAUGUGAAUGAUGAUGAUUAUAAAGAAUAAAAUGUUGAGAACAGUUUAAAAUUAGCUUCUACUCAUCUAAGAAAGAAAAUGACAGAGAUACGUAAUACCAAAUACCAUUGUGACCCUGUUUAAAGCUAGCUUAACGAUUUUCAAAGAUUAAAUGAAAAUUUUAAAGGUAAUUUUACUAACAUUUUUGAUUCGUCAUGCCGAAAUUAAAGAGUUAGAAUAGAUAAGAUCUCGGCUAUUGAAGAAGCAAAAAAAAUAUUAUAAGGCUAACAUCAGCACAUUAAGAAAAUUUUAGAUAAAUAAUGA